Molecule: messenger RNA, 4362 nt
Organism: Microplitis mediator
Lineage: Eukaryota; Metazoa; Arthropoda; Insecta; Hymenoptera; Braconidae
Product: unconventional myosin-If-like
Exons: 10
Coding region: 124-3825 (1233 amino acids)
Biological process (GO): vesicle transport along actin filament; actin filament organization
Cellular component (GO): microvillus; cytoplasm; vesicle
Molecular function (GO): ATP binding; actin filament binding; microfilament motor activity
Source: RefSeq, a predicted model, not a curated record
CCAGGUCAAGCGGUUAAAGAGUUUUGUUUAUUGGUGACGACAUUUUUAAUUAUUUAUGACUAUUUAGUGAUUUAUUUUUCUUGGAAUACUUUACUUGUUAAACGGAUUUUUUAUACUGCAAUAAUGGUCAUUCAUCAUUGGCAGAGUCAAAAUGUCAAAGUAUCCGGGGUCGAUGACAUGGUGCUGCUUCCUAAGAUCACUGAGGAUGCGAUCAUGGAUAAUUUACGCAAGAGAUAUAUGGAUGACUAUAUAUAUACCUGCAUCGGCCCAGUCUUGGUGUCCAUUAAUCCAUUCAAACAAAUGCCGUACUUUGGCGAGAAAGAAGUUCAAAUUUAUCAGGGAGCUGCACCGUAUGAAAAUCCACCGCAUAUAUAUGGACUGGCAGAUGAAAUGUACCGCAACAUGUUGAUAGAUGUCGAGAGUCAAUGCGUCAUCAUAAGUGGUGAGUCAGGCGCCGGGAAGACGGUAGCUGCUAAGUACAUAAUGGCUUAUGUAUCGAGGGUCAGCGGUGGCGGGGAACGUGUACAAAGAAUUAAGGAUAUUAUCUUGGAAUCAAAUCCACUUCUCGAGGCGUUUGGUAACGCCAAGACAAUUAGAAAUAACAACAGUAGUCGAUUUGGAAAAUAUGUUGAGAUGCAAUUUGGAGAUGGCGGGCAGCCUAUCGGAGGUAAAAUAUCAAACUUCCUGCUUGAGAAAUCUCGAGUUGUCAAGCACAAUGCCGGUGAGAGGAACUUCCAUGUGUUUUAUCAACUGACAGCUGGAGCAAAUGAGCAGAUGAAAACGGAAUUCGGGUUGAGACACGAACUCGACGGCUGUGAUUAUUUAAUGAGCUGGGAUGGUAACGUCUGCCGUAUGGGCGAUCGUGGAAGCAGCGGCGAUGCCAAAGAUUUUCAGGAAACUUUGAAAGCUCUAAGUGUUAUGGACAUCAAAGAGACCGAAGUAUCAAAUAUAUUACGACUUGUAGCCGGGAUUCUUCAUAUAGGGAGAAUUAAAUUCAGAGAAAACGGAAAUUAUUCUCAAAUUGCUGAUCCUAGAGCGCUAAAAUUACCGUCAUAUUUACUGGGCAUAUCAGCAGAACGACUGUCACAUAAAUUGAUAUCACGUGGAUUUGAAUCAAAAUGGGGCAGUCAGUCUGAGAGUGUGGAUGUAACUCUCAAUGUCGCUCAAGCACUUUAUACCCGCGAUGCUUUAGCCAAGGACAUAUACGCUCGGCUCUUUGAUUAUCUUGUUAAGCGAGUGAAUUCGGCAAUGAUGACAACUGGCGAUGCAUUUGAAAUAGCAAUCCUCGAUAUAUAUGGAUUUGAAAUAUUUGAAUCGAAUGGCUUCGAACAAUUUUGCAUUAAUUUUGUGAACGAAAAAUUGCAGCAAAUAUUUAUCGAGCUGACCUUGAAAGCCGAGCAGGAGGAGUAUGUAGCAGAAAAUAUAAAGUGGACACCGAUAGACUACUUUAAUAAUGCGGUUGUUGUUGAGCUACUGGAAGGUAAACGACCUCCCGGUAUUUUCCUAGUCCUUGACGACGUUUGUGCGACUCUUCAUGGUGGUAGUGAUGCCGCUGACGGAGACCUACAGAAGAAAUUAUCCGUCGUUGCCAGUAGUCACGCUCAUUUCCAAGCUAACAGCGAUGGUUUCGCAAUUUUACAUUACGCUGGCCAAGUUAUUUACUCAGUUGAUGGAUUUUGUGACAAAAACCGGGACGUAUUGUUUACUGAUUUAAUUGACCUGAUGCGCAGUAGCACUAAUAAUUUAGUUCAAUUAUUGUACCCACCGGAAGAAGAUUUAACAAUGAAUAGUAAGACUAAAACACUCAAGUCAAGACCAACCACAGCUGGUAGUAAAAUUCGCAAUCAAGCGAGUCGACUCGUUGCUCAGUUGAUCAAGUGUACGCCUCACUACAUCCGGUGUAUUAAACCCAAUGAGACUAAGAAGCCGCGUGAUUGGGAUUCGCUGAGAGUUAAACAUCAAGUUGAGUACUUGGGAUUGAAGGAAAAUAUACGAGUAAGAAGAGCUGGGUUCGCUUACAGACGUCCGUUUUCUAAAUUUUUACACAGAUAUGCUAUUCUGACCCCGCAAACUUGGCCAUACUGGACAGGAGAUGAGAAACGAGGUGUCCAGUGGAUCAUGUCAAGUAUCCAAAUCGACGGGACUCAAUAUCAACUGGGCAAAACAAAAGUAUUUGUCAAAGCUCCAGAAAGUUUGUUCAUGCUCGAAGAAGCUCGUGAUCGUAAAUACAAUUAUUACGCGCGCAUAAUUCAAAAAUCAUUUAAAAAAUAUUUCGCACGCAAACGACAGGAUGCUGAAAAACAAGCGGCUACUGAUUUAUUGUACGGACACAAACAGCGAAGGCGCGCUAGUUUGGAGAGAAACUUUGUCGGCGAUUAUAUUGGUUUAGAUGGCAGACCAGGAAUUACAAAUCUCCUUGGACGUCGUGACAAAGUAUUUUUCGCGGAAGUUGUUAAAAAAUACGAUCGACGUUUCAAGAUGUGCCGUAGGGAUUUAGUACUUACUGGUAAUUGUUUAUAUUUAAUUGGACGGGCAGAGAAAAAUAAAAAAGAUACAGGAGCACGAAGACAGCAUCGUGUAAGUGAGGAAGUCAUCAAAAGAAAGCUCACUUUCGAGCAAAUAAGUCACGUUUCACUGAGCACAUUGCAAGACGACUUUGUCAUAAUUCACGCGAAAGAAGACUACGCGAGUCUACUCCAGCUGAUGUUCAAGACAGAAUUUUUAUCAGCAUUUAGUAAAAAAUAUCUCGAACAAUUGGGACAUCCAUUGAACAUACGCUUCAGUAAUAGUCUUGAAUUUAAAGUUAAAAAAGAAGGCUGGGGUGGUGGGGGCACGCGUCAAGUUAAAUUUUCAAUGACCGGUUACGGCGAUGAGGAGACGUUGAAAGCAAAUGGAAAAAUUUUAAAUGUCAUUAUAGGACCCGGCAUGCCGUCAACAUCAAGACCAUCGCGUUUGUCUGGCGCCAGAACAACUGGAGCACGUACUGGUACAUUUAAUAAUAACAGCAGUAACAAUUCGAUUAAUCAAAGCAAUAGUAAUGCUUAUCGACCUACUGGCACUGCUGCCACUGCCGGAGCAGUGAGAUCGGGUAAUAUUUACAAUGCUGAUAGAAUAGAAACACGGCCAAGUAGACCGGCUAUGCCGUCGCAGCCCAGACCAACUCCUCGUGUCUCACCAGCAGCAGUUGCCGCUGCCAAUGCACCAGUUAAUAAUCCCGUUACUCAACCGGGCUUACGACCCACACUGCCUCCAAAUCGACCAAAUAUCCGGCCUUCACCGCAGCAUAAUCACAACAACGGUAAAGUUCCGGCUCUAUCAGCGACACUGGGUAAAAUCCUGACGAAUAAUCCAACAGGUGGUCCACGAGUUGGUUUAAUUCGAGCCCCGCCACCGCCUUCAGACCCCGCCCCGCCAAAUCAGCCCAUUAUUUAUCCAGGUUACAAUCCAAUUAAUAAUCAAAGACUGCCGAGUAAUCAAGACAAUAAUAAAAUAAGUAGUAAUAAUAAUCAUAGUGUUAAUAAUAAUAAUAACAAUAAUAAUCGAUUAUCUGGAGGACAUAUCAAUCAGUACGAGGAUCCUAACCAGAGGCUAGCGGCGACUCUCCACAACGCUAAUAGGAAUAAAUUACCACCGAGACCACCUCCAGUGUCAAGUCUUCCCAGAGUCAAAGCUCUGUACGACUACCAGCCUCAGGACCUGGACGAACUGGGCCUCAAAGAAGGCGACGUCGUUGAAGUUCUGAUGGAACACGAGGGUGGCUGGUGGCACGGGAAAUUAAAAGGAAAAACAGGAUUAUUUCCUUCGAAUUAUGUUGAGAAAAUAUAAAUUUAAAAUCACUAGGUAUAAUAUUUUUUUGUUAAAUGUUUAUUAUUAUUAAUUAUUUAAUAACUAUUCCAAAGAGACGUUAAAAGCGUCACAUAUAUGCGGGUACGUGCAUAAGUAUGUACAUAUAAUAAAUAAAUGCAUGUAUAUAAUAAAUAAUAAAAUAAAAAUAACAAUCGAGUUAAUUGUUUGUCACAUCACACCGUAUAUUUGCACCGGAUAAAAGUUGAUAUACAUAAGAAUAAAACUUAUAUGUAUGUAUAAAUAUCAUAAUUACAAUAUAAUAGAAAAAAAAUUUUAAUAUAAUUUAAUAUUUAAAUUAUCGGUUAUCCAUCGACGACAGAACACUAAUUUUAUGAUAAAUAUUUUAAUUGUUAAUUAACAAAUAUCAUAUGUUAAUAAAUAAUAUGAUACUCGCGAAGCUCAAGUCUAUAAUUAUCAAUUAUUGCAUUGUAUUGCUGACGUCAAUGAACAUUUUAUUAUUAUUAUUAUUAUUAAUAUUAAUAUUAUAAUUAUUAAAUAUAUAUCAUCGUUCACUCA